AUUAAUCGCAAGCAGCUAGUUGCGACUUGCGACAUCCAAUAGGCGCUUAGUUUCUAGUUAAAGCUCGACAUUUAUUGGGUGUUGCAAAUUACAACUGGCGACUGCAAUUAAUGUAGAACGGGCUUUACAUCCACGUUUGGCGCUGAUGCUAGUCAAAUAUUGGUCGCACGAAAAAAGCCACGGUGGCCGCUCUCAGGUUCCUCUCUGAUUUCAAUUAUAAUUCUUUUUUUUUAGUGCAGAAAGUACAGUAUAGUAUAACCACAAAAAGCCAAGAGCAGACAUUCAAAGAUAACCUCGAAAAAAUGCGCUUUUGCGCUGCGCGCAAACAUCUUGAUGCAUCUUAAUUUAUCAAUGAUAAAGAGCCAAACAGUGUAAUAUAUUUUACAAUGUCAUCUGACAACGAUGAGGACACUCAAUUUCAAGCGUACGAAGACGAUCCGCGAGUUCCUUGCCAAUACGGCAUUAAAUGCUACCAAAAAAAUCCACAGCAUCACCACAAGUACAAACACCCGCCAAAAAAGACUCUACAAGUAGAAGAAAAAAUUGAAAAUACUGAGAAGAUAACUACUGGAGAAAAAAGAAAGGAUCUUAUUAAGGAUAACGGUAAAACACAAUCAGAAAGUCCAUCAAGAAAAUUACAGAAGACACGCGAGUUUUUUGAUAGAAAUUUACAUAAUAUUUCCCCAAGUCCGGAAAGAACUGAUGUCAGAAAUAACAAGGAGGAUGAUGAAGAUUUUAAUGAGAAAGCAGAAGCAUCAAAUAAGAAAAUAUCAUUAAACGAUGAUAAUUCACUUGAGCAAAUUGAACACAACACAGCUGAAAAUACAUUGAUUUCUGAUAGUAAUAUUGAAAAAGUUAUUAUGGAUUUAUUUCUAGUUGAAAUGCCAAAAGAUUUUUUUCAAUUCUAUGAGUUUUGUAAGAGUAUAUCAAAAGAUAAAGAUCCUCUUUUGGCUUGUAAGUCUGUUCGUUUGAAGCUUGUGGGUCCAUACAAUGUGCUAAACAGUAAAAUAAAAAUUUCCUCAAACGAGGAUGACAAGGAAAAAUAUUUGACACACUGGAGAUACUAUUACGACCCUCCAGAAUUUCAGACUGUUGUGAAAUGUGAUGAUAAAGAAGGAUUACAUUUUGGUUACUGGCGAGAUGAUGCCGCGGAAAAACCAGUGUUUGUAGCAAAGAAUCAAGCAAAUGUGAAUGGUAUAUUUGAACCUGUCGCAGAAAAUAUAUUUGGUGCUAUUGAUGUUUAUUUGCAAAAUAAAAUAAAAUCUGCUAAUCCUUUUGAGAAGACCAGCAUAACGCGUUUGCAUUCACAAUUGAAGAAUUUUGCCAAACAGCAUAAUAUAAUUCUCGAGAAAAAUACCGCAAAUAUGAAAGCGAGAGAGAAACGGGUUGUGGCGCGAACCUUUCACAAAGCAGGAAUUGUAGUUCCUUACGAUAAGAAAACUCAAUUGGGUUACAGAGAUUUAGCAGCGACAGACAAUGACUUGCAAAAGAUAUUGAAGCAGAUAGAGGAAGCUACUACUUCGGAAGAAAGAAAAACGCCGAUGGCAAAACUCGACGAGAUCGUCAGGUUGGCGACGAUAGCUGCAGAUGAAUGCGACUUUGGCACUUGCUUAGAGUUGGGACACGAUCUCUUCACAAAUGGUAGCAUUCAUGUACAAACUAGAGCUUUGCAAAUGCUAUCUAUCGCUUAUACUCAUUUAAAAAGACCACAGUUAUUAAAAAUAUUCAAAGCACAUUUAAAAAACAGAAAGAAAGAUUGUGAAUUAAGUAUGAUUUAAAGUGCAUAUUUAUAUAUAAAGACAAUGGCCUAUUUUAUAUAAAUAUGUCUUACAAGGGAACCUCGCGAACCCGUAAAU
Messenger RNA from Monomorium pharaonis (pharaoh ant), 1856 nucleotides. RefSeq names its product histone PARylation factor 1 (gene Hpf1). Gene Ontology annotation, biological process: regulation of protein ADP-ribosylation; DNA damage response. The transcript has 5 exons. Gene Ontology annotation, cellular component: nucleus. The record is from RefSeq and is a predicted model, not a curated record. Lineage: Eukaryota; Metazoa; Arthropoda; Insecta; Hymenoptera; Formicidae. The coding region runs from base 387 to 1778 and encodes 463 amino acids. Gene Ontology annotation, molecular function: poly-ADP-D-ribose binding; histone binding.